Molecule: messenger RNA, 231 nt
Organism: Oryctolagus cuniculus (rabbit)
Lineage: Eukaryota; Metazoa; Chordata; Mammalia; Lagomorpha; Leporidae
Source: RefSeq, a predicted model, not a curated record
AUGGUGUACAUUCCUUGUAUUAUUAUUCCGAUUCUGCUCUGGAUCUACACAAAAUUCUUGGAGCCAUACAUAUACCCUCUGAUUUCUCCUUUUGUUAGCCACAUAUGGCCCAGAAAAGCUGUGCAAGAAUCCAAUGAUAAAGGGAGAGUGGAUUGUAAGGGCACAGAUACAAAUGGAUUACCAACAAAAGGACCAACAGAAAUCCCUGAUAAAAAGAAAAAACUGAAAUGA